UGCCGCAUCAUUAUAAUUAGUUGGCUCGUGUCCGCGUCAAGGUGCUAGCUAAAUGUUUAGUUACUAAUAAUAUUUGAAUAUGUAUAAUCGUUGAUACUUACGAAUAAAUUUUUUUAAGUUCGUUAUUUACUAAAACUAUUGUAAAAUUUUUGGUGAAUUUGAACUACAACUUGCAAUUAUUAUAAAUUUAGUGAUAUUGGGAUGUUGAUAUCUGUACGACCUUAAUUUUAUGUUUGUGCGUUGUCUUUUUUUUAUAAAUAGCUGAGCGUUUAUUUUUCACUCAGAAGUAUACACCGAUUUGUGGCUAUUUAUUAAGAGUUUGAUAAAAAAAAUUCAGAACAAUGGCUCCCAAUAUGACCAAGCGCCCAGUUGGUGCGCCUGGUGUACUUUUUAAUGAAGAUCCAGCUGAACCAAAUGUUGUUGAUGAUAAUAACCAGAUAGCAGAAGGUGAAAGUGUUGAAAAUGAUAAAUACAAACCAAUUAGAUAUCAACUAAAAAUAGUAUGGCGUAAUGUUGCCUUAUUUGUAUACCUCCACAUAGCUGCUCUAUAUGGAGCUUAUUUAAUGUUUGCUUCUGCUAAAAUAUCAACUUCAAUAUGGGCUAUAUUAUUAUAUCAAAUGUCUGGUCUGGGAAUUACUGCUGGAGCACAUAGAUUAUGGGCUCAUCGUUCAUAUAAAGCAAAAUUUCCUUUACGUGUCAUUCUCAUGAUAUUCAACACAAUAGCUUUUGAGAAUCAUAUAUACGAAUGGUCACGUGAUCAUCGAAUGCACCACAAAUAUAGUGAAACAAAUGCUGAUCCGCAUAAUGCUAAACGUGGAUUUUUCUUUUCUCAUGUAGGAUGGUUACUAUGUCGUAAACAUCCUGACAUCAGAGAAAAAGGGCGAGGUAUUGACAUGAGUGAUUUAGAACGUGACCCUAUUGUUGCUUUUCAAAAAAAGUACUAUAUGUUGUUGAUGCCAAUUUUAUGUUUUGUCAUACCCACCUGUAUACCUGUAUAUUGUUGGGGAGAAACUUGGGGUAAUGCUUGGUUUGUUGCAACUAUGUUCCGAUAUACAUUUACCUUAAAUAUGACAUGGCUUGUAAAUAGUGCUGCUCAUAUGUGGGGUGACCGACCUUAUGACAAAUUUAUUAAUCCAUCUGAAAAUAUCAGUGUAGCAAUUGGUGCUCUUGGAGAAGGCUGGCAUAAUUAUCAUCACGUAUUCCCAUGGGAUUAUAAAGCAGCAGAAUUAGGCAAUUAUCGAGCUAACUUAACGACAGCAUUUAUUGACUUCUUCUCUAAAAUUGGUUGGGCAUAUGAUCUAAAAACAGUAUCUAUGGAUAUGAUUCGCAAAAGAGUAGAUAGAACAGGUGAUGGUAGCCACAUUGGUAUUUGGGGGUGGGAAGAUAAAGAAUUGUCACAAGAAGAUCGUCAAGAUGCAACUAUUAUUAAUAGAGCCAAUGAUUAAAAAUAUAUGCUUUUACUAGAUGGAAAAUUUUUGAAUUGGAAAAUUAAAUUAUAUAAAUAUUAAAUUUUAUAAGAAAAUUUAUAGAAAACUGGAUUUCUAAAUGAAUAAGUGGGAAAAUAUAAAUUGACAUAUGUAUCUAAGUUUAAUUUCAGCAUUGUAAAUAAAGAUUUUAAGAAUAGUCCUUAAAAAAAUUAACAGAUUUCCUUAGUUAUUAUAUUUUAUUAAGUAAAAUAUAAAUUUGUAUAGUAUUUUAUAAUUUUAAUUAAUUUAUUAAUUUUUAUAUAAGUUUUUUGAAACCAUCAUUAGAUUCAAAAAUAUAUGAUAUAAUAUAGCCCACUUUUGUUCUCUUAGUUCCUAAUCAUUGGUUAAAGUGUUAUUCUGGUAUUUAUUUUCAAUAUUAAAAAAUCAGCUUAAUAACCAUGAUUUUGUUUAGCUUUGCUUGCAUUAUCAUUUGCUAUCAUAUUUAAAAAAUAGUUAGAUCAUUUGUAAUAUUUCAUUACUAAUUGUUUUAUAUACAUUAACUAAACAUUUUUUUUUAUCAUGACAUAACGAGCAAAUUAUUUUAUUUUCUGAUUCGUAUUACAUAAAUUUUAAUUUUUUUUUGUAUUCACUAGUAAAACAUAAAAAUACAUUUAAUAAUGUUUAAAUUUAGAAUAACAAUUUGUUUUGAAAAUGUUAGCUUUUUCUAUUUAUUUCAACUCUAGGAAUCUGUCAAUAUACAUUAUUUAAAAAUUAAAUUACUGGUAUAAUAUUGAUGAUUGUUGAAAAUAUUUUACUCAAAAAUAUUAUAUUUAAUAAAUGAAGUGUAUUAUUGUUAAUUAUUGUAAAAUUUAACUUUUUGAUGUAAAAUUUUUCCUAUAAACAUGUAUUACAAAAAAGUAAUUUUCAGGGUUGUAAAUUGCUAUUUUCAUUGUAUUGUGCUAUUUUUACAUAUAAAAAAAAGUUCACAACUUUUUGAAACAUGUAGAGACGUUAUUCUGUACACUACUGUUAAAGUAUUGUAAAGAAUUUCUGCUACAUUUAUAAAAAAUGUUUAUAACUUAAUAACUGAAUAUUGCUACAGGGGUAGUAGAAGGCUAUGCAUACCUGAUUGUAAAUCUGGCUCAUUAUCCUUAAAAAGUUACAAUGUUUCUCUUCUGAAAUACUGGUUAAAGAGUUGUCGUUUUCUAAAUAAUUUCUAAAUCGUUUCAACUAAAUCAUCAUCUAAUAAUUAAACUUGUUAAUUAUGCAUGUUGACAUUAACACAUAAAAAGUUAACAUAAGGGAUUAAUAAAAAAAAUUAAGAAAAAAUAAAAAAUGUUUUAUAAUAGAUCAAUGAAGUUACACAUGUUACUCACAAAAACCAAAAAUCUAAAAAUUAUUAUUUUCAGAGAUUUGAGUGGUUUGCGUUAAAAGUAUCACGGUGUGGUUUAAUAAGUAUUUUUGACAAUACUAACAUUUUUUGUUAGCAUACCUAACAAUUCGGGGCAUAAGUGGCACCAUAUUUUAUCAUCUACUCGAAGCCAAACGUUCAA
Messenger RNA from Daktulosphaira vitifoliae (grape phylloxera), 2959 nucleotides. Its product is annotated as acyl-CoA Delta-9 desaturase-like. The coding region runs from base 342 to 1445 and encodes 367 amino acids. Gene Ontology annotation, molecular function: iron ion binding; stearoyl-CoA 9-desaturase activity. The transcript has 6 exons. Gene Ontology annotation, cellular component: endoplasmic reticulum membrane. The record is from RefSeq and is a predicted model, not a curated record. Gene Ontology annotation, biological process: unsaturated fatty acid biosynthetic process. NCBI's taxonomy places the organism in Eukaryota, Metazoa, Arthropoda, Insecta, Hemiptera, Phylloxeridae.